CGGCAUCGCACUCGGUCACUCUCCUCCUCCUCCUUUUUGAGAAAUCCAAUGAAACAACGUCGUCCUUCGGGUCGUGUAUAUAAGCACUUCGCUGUCCUCUCGCCCCUUGUCAUUCGUCGUUCUCCGCCACCGCACACAAGGAUACAGCUCGAACGAAGCUUCUAGAGGGAGAGAGAGAGAGAGAGAGAGAGAGGGAGAUGGAGGGGGAGGAGAUGGCGAAGAAGAAGGCGUGGUCGCUGAAGAAGGCGAUGGCGGUGGCGAUGAGCGGGGAGCGGCGGCGGCGGGGGCGGCGGCCGUGGAAGCUGCCCGGGAUCAAGAAGAGCCUGAGCCUCGGGUUCCAGGUGGCGGUCAUCGACGGGGUCGUCUUCAGGAUCGUGUCCGCCGUCGAGGCCGUCGUCCUCGUCUCCACGCUCUGCUUCUUCUACCUCUGCUGCGGCUGCCACUUCUGAUCUCUCCCUCGUUAUUUUUUCACAUCACAUCCUUCUUCACUAAUUCCUGCUUUUAGCCCAUUCGAAGUCUUGACCGGGUUUUGGGUUCCUUCGUCUUACGGAGUUAGAUUUAGGAAAGCAAUUCAACUCUUCUUUCUUUUUUCCCUUCUUUUGAUUUUUGAUCUGAUUAAAUUCUUGGGCAACUGCAAUUUGGUACCCAUUCUUUGUUCAAAGGUUUCAUUUUGUAAUCAA
This is a messenger RNA of Syzygium oleosum, 680 nucleotides long. RefSeq lists its product as uncharacterized. The transcript has a single exon. NCBI's taxonomy places the organism in Eukaryota, Viridiplantae, Streptophyta, Magnoliopsida, Myrtales, Myrtaceae. The record is from RefSeq and is a predicted model, not a curated record. The coding region runs from base 198 to 449 and encodes 83 amino acids.